AUGGUGAUCGACCCCGUUGUGGAUGCCGUCAUCACCAAGCUUUUGGCGGCGCGCAAUGUCUCCGGCCAGACUGAUACCAGGGUUGACCUCGGACUCCCCGAGAUUAUCGAGAUCACGAACAGGGUCUCCCAGAUUUUCAGCGCUGAAUCGAUGCUGUUAGAGAUUUCACCACCCUUGCGAAUAUUCGGCGACGUUCACGGUCAAUUCAAUGAUUUGUUGAAACUCCUCAACGGAACGGGGAUUCCUCCCGAAUCGAGAUAUUUGUUCCUUGGGGACUAUGUUGACAGAGGGGCUCACUCAAUUGAGGUGGUUCUACUGCUAUUUGCAUUUAAAAUCAAAUAUCCAGGCGACGUCUUUCUAUUGCGCGGUAACCACGAAGUUCAGCCCGUCAAUCGACGGUACGGAUUUUUUCACGAGGUCACGGCGAGAUACAACGUAGAAACCUACCGUAGAUUCGGUACUGUCUUCUCGUAUAUGCCGGUGGCUGCUAUCGUCGGUGGGAAGAUUUUCUGCGUGCACGGCGGCAUUUCUCCCGAUCUCCACAGCCUUGACCAGAUUCGAAAUAUACCAAGACCGGCCUUAGUUCCGAAGCAGGGACUACUGACUGACUUACUGUGGGCUGAUCCUGACCCGAGGGCCGACGGUUUCGCUUUUAACCGGGAGCGGGGCGUUUCAAUUGUUUUCGGCCCGGAAGAGGUCAAGGACUUUCUCAGAAGAUUCGAUAUGGACCUCAUAUGUCGGGGACACCAGAUGUGUGCUCAGGGUUUUCAAUUCUUCGCCGGAGGAAAACUCAUGACCCUGUUCUCGGCCCCGAACUACUGCGGACAAUUCGGUAACGCGGCCGCGGUAUUGAGCGUUCAAGCCGAUCUCAAGUGCGAUGUGAAUGUGUUCGUGCCGCUACCGCGUACGCUUUCGUGCAGUGAGUCAUCGGUUAAUGACUCUUGA
Galendromus occidentalis (western predatory mite) is the source of this 945-nucleotide messenger RNA. RefSeq names its product serine/threonine-protein phosphatase PP1-like. Gene Ontology annotation, cellular component: nucleus; cytoplasm. The record is from RefSeq and is a predicted model, not a curated record. Gene Ontology annotation, molecular function: protein serine/threonine phosphatase activity. Lineage: Eukaryota; Metazoa; Arthropoda; Arachnida; Mesostigmata; Phytoseiidae. The transcript is spliced from 3 exons. Bases 1 to 945 code for a protein of 314 amino acids.